Molecule: messenger RNA, 801 nt
Organism: Talaromyces amestolkiae
Lineage: Eukaryota; Fungi; Ascomycota; Eurotiomycetes; Eurotiales; Trichocomaceae
Exons: 1
Coding region: 1-801 (266 amino acids)
Source: RefSeq, a predicted model, not a curated record
AUGUCUUCGAGACAACGCUAUAUGAGUUAUAGCUCCUCUGCACUGCCGACAUUGACCGUGACAAAUGGCUACGAAGAGUUGACUUACCAGCCUGCCAACUCUAGACCCCACUCCCAGUGCAUCUCAGCCUUAGAUUUUGACAGAAAUGCGCACUACAUGGAUGACCGCGUGUCCAUUGGCUCAUCACUUAGCGACGACAUGGCAGAUGAAGAAGAGAUAUUUGUUAACCUCAACACAAGAGCUAUGGCUGCAAUCCCCAACCGUCUUCAGAAGAUUAUGUGCGAGAUCCAGCAGGAACGGUAUGACAGGUUGAAGAAAGAAAACCCCAACCUGCGUAUCAUGCCAGCUGAUUACUGGAUCAAACCCGUUGAGCCUGUUCGCAAGAAGCCAGUCCGUUACGAUCGAGCGCCAACACCAUUGUACCUUGCAAUGCCACCUUCAGCCAACAAGCGCAACGCUUUUCAGCAGACGACCAACCACGCAGCUAGAGGGCAUCCCACGCUUCAGAGCCUCGGGCCUGGAGAUCGCUACAGAUGGACCGCACAUCCAGAGAUUGUCGACUAUGCUUCACGUCCAACCACAUCCCAUGGCAGUGCUCCGACCAGAGAGUUCCGAGUCCUCAAUGGUUACCGUCAGCCAGUGCCUCCGGACCUUGUACUGAAACAAAAGUUUAGAAAGCCCCAAAACAGACGACCCUCAGGUAUAAGAUCUCUUUCUGUGAAGCCUGUCGCCUCCAAUCUGCGUGCUCGUCUCAAGCAUAGUCUCUCCCGGUUGAACAAGUGGAUGAAGAACGAAAACUAG